AGCAGCACUUUCACUUCCCCCAGGUGCCCAGCCCCUGCUCCAGCGCACAGGAUCACCUUGAUCUGCACUUGUUGCCAAGAACAGGACACAGACUCCGAGAGAGGGACAAUGACGGGAAGUGGGGGUGUGGGGAUGGGUAGAUAAACAGAGAAGGGAGGACAGGAAUGCAGAGAGAGGGGGCCAGAAAUCCAGAGAGGGAGAGGAUAGACCUGGGGAAGGUGGGGGACAGAGACCUAGAGGAAAAGAGAAGGACAAAGAUCCAGAGAGAAAAGAACAGAGACCUAGAGUGGGAGGACAAGAGACUGGGAGGACUGGGCAGUGGGGACAGAGAGGACGCAGAGAUGGCAGAGCUUAGCAAGCGGUGAGGUCAGAGUGUCUGUGAGGUCGGCUGCUGUCCAGGGCCAGCCUGGGGUCCUGGUGCCCAGAGUAGAUGAGUGCAAGUAGAUCACGAUCCCCAGUGGGUCCCCUGUUCUGAGCCAUGGAGACUCGGGAUGGCCUGCCUGGUGUGUCCUUGGUGCCCACAGAUUCCAAGGCCCCUCAGGAGAAGAUGUCGGCCCAGGACGGCUGCCUCAGCCUCAUCAAGUACCUCCUCUUCGUUUUCAACCUCUUUUUCUUCGUCUUUGGCAGCCUGAUUUUCUGCUUCGGCAUCUGGAUACUCAUCGACAAGACCAGCUUUGUGUCCUUUGUGGGCUUGUCCUUCAUGCCCUUGCAGAUCUGGUCCAAGGCCCUGGCCAUUUCAGGAAUCCUCACCAUGGGCCUGGCCCUCCUGGGCUGUGUGGGGGCCCUGAAGGAGUUCCGCUGCCUCCUGGGCCUGUAUUUUGGGACACUGCUGCUCCUGUUUGCCACGCAGAUUACCCUGGGAAUCCUCAUCUCCACUCAGUGGGUCCAGCUGGAGCGGAAAGUGAAGGACGUCGUGCAGAAGACGAUCCAAAACUACCGCGCCCACCCGGAGGAGACAGCGGCAGAGGAGAGCUGGGACUACGUGCAGUUCCAGCUGCGCUGCUGCGGCUGGAACUCUCCUCAGGACUGGUUCCACAUCCCCAGCCUGAAGAGAAACGAGUCGGAAGUGCCCCACGUGCCCUGCUCCUGCUAUAAUUCAUCAGCGACCAACGACUCCGCAAUCUUCGAUAAGAUCUCCUUCCCCCAGUUCAGCCGGCUCGGAUCAUCGGCCCCGCCUCGACACAAUGCAGACAUUUGCGUGGUCCCUGCAAACAGCUACAUCUACCGAGAGGGCUGCGAGUGGAACCUCCAGAAGUGGUUGCGCAACAACCUCAUCUCCAUAGUGGGCAUCUGUCUUGGCGUGGGUCUCCUUGAGGUGAGUGUGGCAGGGCUGACCCUGCUACUACCGCGCAGCAUGCUCCACCGGGAACCCCAGCCGCAGGUCCCGGAUGCCUACUGUUCGAGCACCGGGCCCGGGCCGAGCACUGAUGGCGGCGGCGGGCGCUAUGGUGUGCUGAGCAGCAGCGGGCGUAGCGGCAAUGUGUGGGGUGGCUGGGGUAUGGCUGAUGCCUGCCCCAACUGGGGGGACAAGGCCCCGCAGGGCAAGCUACCCAUGGCUCUGGGGCCCUGGCCGCUUUGGGAUCAACACGAGGAACAACUUGAGACCGGGAGCUCGGGCAAAGAGGUGGAGGCCGAGGUGGAAUUAGAGGCCGAGACGGAGGGGGAGACAAAUGAGCCUCCGGAAUAAAGGACCCUGGGCUUACUCCGAAUCUCACUCAAGACUCUAGACUUGCGAUAGACGCAGCUAGGUUCCCUUACCCAACCCGAUCCACCGCUCUUAACUUCCCCCAAACUCCGGUCCCUGACCCGGUCUUUCACAACCAGGGUCAAGUCUCUCUCUAGCCCCGCCCACCUUUUAUCUACUCCUUUCUCCACACCUCCCAUAACGCAGCCCCGCCCAAUUCGCUGGGCCUUAUUUUCUUCCCAUGGCCCCACCUCCUAAGCCCCUAAAUUUCCUCCCUUGGGACUCCCCCAUUACCCCACCCCUCUACUCUCCUCAGCAAACCCGCGACCUCUCUGACCACGUCUCCUUUC
Messenger RNA from Vicugna pacos (alpaca), 2034 nucleotides. It is a transcript of the gene CD37, whose product is annotated as CD37 molecule. Lineage: Eukaryota; Metazoa; Chordata; Mammalia; Artiodactyla; Camelidae. The record is from RefSeq and is a predicted model, not a curated record. Gene Ontology annotation, cellular component: plasma membrane.